Molecule: messenger RNA, 3466 nt
Organism: Cucurbita pepo subsp. pepo (vegetable marrow)
Lineage: Eukaryota; Viridiplantae; Streptophyta; Magnoliopsida; Cucurbitales; Cucurbitaceae
Source: RefSeq, a predicted model, not a curated record
AUGUCUUGUUUAUUUACUUUAGAUCCUAUUUUCAGUGCUUAAAUGAAGGAAGUUCGAAGAAGAAAAGCCCGUAAUAAAAUGGAAAAACCUUUCCCUGGAUGCUUGGGAAGAAUGGUAAACCUGUUUGACUUGAGUGCAGGCGUUAGUAGCAACAAGCUUCUGACGGAUAAGCCGCAUCGUGACGGUUCUGUACUCCCAAGAAGUCACUCAGAUGCAGCAAUUAUGUCGAGUUCUUCACUUGACAGUCACAUAGAGGAUGGACUGGGUCACUCAAUUGGGAAGGCAAAUCAAACGCCCAUGAAGAUGCUCAUAGACCAGGAAAUGUCAAAAGAGGCUGAGUCUAAGAUUUCUCCCCCAAAUGUUGUUGCGAAGUUGAUGGGGCUAGAUACUUUGCCAGAGCAGCCUGGUUCAGCUGCUUAUAAAACACCUUCAAGAGGUUCCCCAUGUAUAGUUAAAGAAUCUAGGUUGCCACUAGAACGUAUAGAACAAGUUGAUGACUGUUUGGAGAAGGGCGCCCUAUGUGAAAUUCAUCAAAGCUCCGUAGACGUUUAUGAAAUAUGGCAGCAAAGUUUGAAAACAAAUUAUGAUAGAAAAAAGUUGCAUUAUGGAAAUUUUGACAAAAAUAUUGAUGAAAAAAAGAUUGCCCUUGUUCGUCAAAAAUUCACUGAAGCAAAACGUAUGGCUACAGAUGAGAAACUUAGGCAAUCUAAAGAAUUCCAAGAUGCCUUAGAAGUUCUCAGCUCCAAUAAGGAAUCGUUUGUCAAAUUAUUGCAAGAACCAAAUUCCUUGUUUUCUCAGCGUAGUUUUCAACUUUGUUCACUUCCUACAUCUCCUGAGAAGACGUGUAUCACUAUCCUUAGGCCCUCAAAUUUAGUUAGCACUGAAAAAAAUUUUGAGACGGGAAAAAGAUGUGAGAAUCAGAUGAGAAAACCGACUCAGGUCUGCCAUUCCACUGCUCGUGACAAGCCCAGUAAUGUGCCUACUUUUUCAAACCAGAGAGUUGAUGAAUAUGUUCAACCCACACGAAUAGUGGUAUUGAAGCCUAACAUUGGUAAGAAUCAUGGUGUUAAACCUGUGGUAACUCAACAAGCUAGUUCAUCACCUGAUAAAACCUCUGGAAAUUUUGAUGAGGAAGCUGAGGGUGUCGAGGUGCCAGAAUUAGGGGAAACUGCAACGGAGAUUUCUGAACAGUUGAGUGAAGGUCAAAUGGGACAUCAAAGGGAUGAAACUUUGAUUUCUUCUGUCUUUUCUAAUGGUUAUACUGGUGAUGAGAGUUCAUUUUACAAGUCAGAGAAUGAGUAUGCAGGGAGGGAUCUCAGUGACUUAGAAUUAAUGUCACCGUCUUCCAGGCAUUCUUGGGAUUAUGCUAACAAAUUUGAUAGCCCUUAUUCUAUUUCUUCCUUCAGCCAUGUUUCAUGUUCUCCGGAGUCAUUGGUUUGCCGUGAAGCCAAGAAGCAUCUCUCUGAAAGAUGGUCAACGAUCACAUCAAUUGCCAAUUCUCAUGAACCGAGGCAUGUAAGGAGAAGCUCUAGUACAUUGGGUGAGAUGCUCUCUUUGUCAGAUCCAAAAAAGUCCAUCGAAUCUAUUGAUCAGAUAACCAAUGAGGAAGAAAAGCGGAGGGAGUUCGCAUCCUGCUUAAGUAUUGACUUCAGUAAGGAAGAGAUUGAAAACUCUCCUAGAAGUCUCCAGAGGUCAAAGUCUGCACCAGUAUCUCCUUUGAUGUCACGCGGCAGACUAGGUUUUGAAGCUCCAAAGUCUGCUACGACAGAUGUUAUCCCAGAGAAAACUUGUCCGACAAAGGUUAAAUCAUCAUUUAAAGGAAAAAUUUCUAGUUUAUUCUUCUCCAGGAAUAAGAAACUGAACAAAGAAAAACAAAAUUCAUUAUGUAAAUUUGAAUUGGAUACAUCUAUUGUGGGAACACUUGGAGCCUCUCCACCUCCUGACAGGGUUGGUGAUAAUGCAUCUUGUGUCAACAAUACUCAACUUGAAGAAUGCUCAUUCUCUGCACUGAGUGGAUCAUCAGAGACGUCUCCGGAUUUAACCAACACAUUGGGCGUGGUCUCACUUGAGGCUGGGUUGCCUUUUGCAAGAAAUUUGAUGCCAGGAAAUGCCGGUGAGAACCUGGACAAUCCGUGUCCAUGCUCUGUUUUUGAACCACUAUUUGAUGAGGAUGACUUCGAGAUGUGCUCGUCUUCUGGCCAUAUGAAGCCUGACAUCAGAGGAAUUCAAGUGCCUACGAAGUCCAACUUAAUUGACAAAUCGCCUCCCAUAGAGUCCAUUUUUCGGACUUCGACAUGGGAAAAUAAAUAUUCAGAAAACACAGAUCCAUAUUUGGUUAAACCCUCAUUAGCAUGUGAAGAUACAGAAAAUGAGGAACAAAAGUGGCUCGGCCUUGUCAAAACUCUGCUCUCAGCCAAUGGCCUCGAUGACAGUGUGCAGUGCAACUCAUUUUUCUCAAGAUGGCAUUCUCUCGAUUAUCCAUUGGAUCCAUCACUAAGAGACAGGUUUGCCAACCUAAGUGCUAAAGAGCCAGAACAGGAGGCGAAACAAAGGGAAUCCAGUUCAAACUGGAAGCUCAUAUUUGACAGUGUCAAUGCCAUCCUGGUUGAUAUUGCAGGAUUUCGGUCAGAUAGGAGCACAAUGGCAAUGUCAUACAACUGGGUAAAUGCUGAUGCUCCCUCACAAGCUUUGGUGGACAGUGUGUGGGACAGAUUGAAGGAUUGGCUAUCGUGCGAAACACAAUGUGUUGGUUUUGUGAUUGGGGACAUUAGCAGCCUGGUGGUAGAGAGGGUGGUUCGGAAGGAGGUUGUGGGGAAGAGCUGGAUUCAGCAAUUACAAGAGGAAAUGGAUGAUUUAGGGAAGGAAAUAGAAGGGAAAUUGCUGGAAGAACUUGUGGAAGAGGCGCUGCUUAAUUUGACAGAAGAAAAUGAGGAAGAACGGAAAUAUUGCUGCUACAUUGAAACCAGUCACCUGUACCAUGUCCAGCAGAGGACGAAUUGAGAUGUUGCUGCUACUCUGGAACCAAUCACAAAGAGCCAGCAUGACUACCUCUGGAUAAAUCAGGGCAAGGAAGAAAGGCUGCUGCUACCCAUCAAUGUCCAUACUAAAAGUUCAUCUUUAUCUUCUGGUCAUGAAAAGAAAAAGGUGAUAAAUGGCUCCCAACCUGCAACUAGUGUAGAUGUAUUCUAAAGUAGCACGAACUAGAAAGAGUCUUGACGUGGAAGGGGAUAUACGAGUACACGAAGAGAAGAGAGUUGAGACAGAGACGAAUCCAAGCCCGGAAUGAAAACCGACUCGAAAUACGGAAAGGUGCGAAGGAGCUCAGCGUUUUUAAAGAUUGAUGAAGAUAUAAUUGAAUCAACUAAACUGCUUUCUUGUUUUAAACUUUAUGAAUCAAAUCGUCGAGCAACUAUGAGUUAAGGUUAAACAAACUAAUUUGAUCGGUCCAUUGUUUUCAAUUUGCAAA